Mirounga angustirostris (Northern elephant seal) is the source of this 4125-nucleotide messenger RNA. It is a transcript of the gene CDIN1, whose product is annotated as CDAN1 interacting nuclease 1. Gene Ontology annotation, cellular component: cytoplasm; nucleus. The transcript is spliced from 11 exons. The coding region runs from base 217 to 969 and encodes 250 amino acids. Lineage: Eukaryota; Metazoa; Chordata; Mammalia; Carnivora; Phocidae. Gene Ontology annotation, biological process: erythrocyte differentiation. The record is from RefSeq and is a predicted model, not a curated record.
CAAUCGGGUCUACAGCCCUCCCCCCGUCGCCGAGCAGCUGGGUGAAGCCUAAGCUGUGCAGCAGCUAGUGGUGAAGGGGGUACAGGAACAAGCCAAAGAAGACUAGGAGCCAGCGCCGUGCCGCUGUGUGCCCACCCCUCGUCUCCCGGCACCAAGGCUGCUGGAGCCCAGGGUGUGUUUUCCUUGUCCCCGCCACUUUCCAGUCCCUGGCCCAACAUGAUACUGACCAAAGCCCAGUACGACGAGAUAGCCCAGUGCCUAGUGUCUGUACCGCCUACCAGGCAGAGCCUGAGGAAGCUGAAGCAGAGGUUCCCCAGUCAAUCGCAGGCCACUCUGCUGAGCAUCUUCUCCCAGGAGUACCAGAAACAUAUUAAAAGAACACAUGCCAAACAUCAUACUUCAGAAGCGAUUGAAAGUUAUUAUCAGAGGUACCUGAAUGGAGUGGGGAGAAAUGGAACUGCCCCAGUGCUCCUGGAGCUGGCCAAUGAGGUAGACUAUGCACCCUCAUUAAUGGCUCGGAUUAUACUGGAGAGAUUUCUACAAGAGCAUGAGGAAACUCCACCCUCCAAGUCUGUUAUAAAUAGUAUGCUACGGGACCCUUCUCAGAUUCCAGAUGGAGUUCUAGCAAAUCAGGUCUAUCAGUGCAUCGUGAACGACUGCUGUUAUGGACCACUGGUGGACUGCAUCAAACAUGCCAUUGGUCAUGAGCACGAAGUCCUGCUAAGAGACAUGCUUCUGGAGAAAAACCUGUCCUUCCUAGAUGAAGAUCAGCUCCGUGCAAAGGGUUAUGACAAAACACCAGACUUUAUUUUACAAGUUCCAGUUGCUGUAGAAGGGCACAUAAUUCACUGGAUUGAAAGCAAAGCCUCAUUUGGUGAUGAAUGUAGCCACCAUGCCUACCUGCAUGACCAGUUCUGGAGCUACUGGAAUAGGCUUGUGGCUCCCCCGAUUCCUCCCAUGCUCAACUAAUGGUGCCCCAAUUUGCCCAAAUACUCAAGCCAAAAACCAGCCCAUCACCAACCUACCGGAAAAUCCUUUCAGCUCCAUCUUUGUCAUAUCUCAAAUCAUGCCUCAGUAUCACCUUCUUACCUGGCAUCACCUCACUAUCCGUCAUCACCUCUUGAACUGUUGCGGUAGCUUCCGAACUGGUCUCCAGACCUUAACCUUUACACUCCUGUGGUCCGUUUUUCAUACCCUGGCCGGAGCGACUCUUGAAAAAUACAAAUUAGAUUGUAUUGCUUCCUACUCAAAACUCCUCAGUGGCUUCCCAUCACAUUUCAAAUAAAAUCCAAACUUUCACAUGACAUUCAGAGCCCUGCAUGAUCUAGCUCUCUACCAUCCCCAGUUAUCUGCACACCUGCCUCUCUCUCUCUCUCUCCCCAACUAAGGCUCCCUCCCUCUCUUAUACUUCUGCAGCCGCACUGGCUUUCUGGGCCUUCCUAAAAUCUACACUGCUUAUUUCUACUUCAGAACUCUUACUCUGGCUAAUUCUUCUGCUUGGAGUUUUCUUCCCAUUUGGAUCUCCACAUGGUGAGCUCCUCACACCAUUCAGGUGUCUGCUCAAAUUCCCCUCCUCGGGGAUACUUUCCAUGACCACUCAAUCUAAAUGACCUCACCUCAGUCAUCUCUCCCUCCUCAUUUGGUUGGACUUUUCUUCAUAAUAUUUAUCCCUAUCUGAGUGAAAGAAUAAACAUUUAUAUAAGCAUCAAUUUGUUUGAAUAUGAGCCUUUAUUAAAGAGCUUUACCUUUUAUAUUGCUGUUGUUAAUUACUAUAUGUAGUGUGCCCCUUAUUCCUUUGUAAUCAAAGCUUCAAGAAUUUUCCCUGGCUUAAUUAACAUCAGAAAAAUUUAAAUUUUGCAAUGCCAUCAUCUUCCCUAAAGUCAAAGACAUUGAGUACAGAUAAUAAGCUGCCUUUCCUGUGAGCAGGCCCCUGUCCCGGGUAUGAACUUUGAUCAGAUAGCUCCUCAAAACUCUAUAGUCUCUACUUCCAUGGAGUUAAAGGAAAUAAAGAGUACCUCUGGGAAGCAGCAUUUGGACCAUAAUAUAGCCCCAAAUUAUAUAAGGCUAUAUAUAUGAUUGUAAAGAAAAUACAUACAUAUUUACAUAUAUGUGUAUUUAUAUAUCCCGUAUACAUAGGUCUAUAAAUACAAAUUGUAUAAAAACCAUGUUUCCUUGUGCAAUUAACACCCCAGAAGCCUUCUCAUUCUACUUCUGUAAUCAAAAACUGAGUUAUUUGACAAUUUGACCUAUAUUACUAAGUAUAUUUUCACAUCUGAUGGUGACAGUUAAAAAAAAAAAAAGAAAUUCUAUAAUCUGAGGCCAAAUUACAUACACGGGUUCUAUACAUACAUGUGGCCUUUCAGAGAAGUAGGAGCAGACACCCUGUGCUCACUUUCAGUGUUUGGAGAUAAGGUAGGUCCAUCUGAAGGAAAAUAUUAAGUGACCCUAAAGAGCAAAGCCUCACAAGCCUCUAGGCAGCACGUGCACUGUGCCCGACAACUACCGACCAAGAACGUGGAAAUCUCAGCUGCAGGUUCAGCCCUGCCAACUACCAUUCUGGGCUCAUGCUGGCCCCCAUGAGAAACCGAAGGGCACUUGGUAGAUACACCUCUUCAUUUCUCUCAGAGAGGAUUGACACUUGUGACUGGCAAGCACAAGGCCGAGUUUUGUUUCAACAUGCUUUCCCUGCUUAGUGAGCCUUGAAACAAUGGAGGGAAUCUCUCCUGUUCUUGGGUUUGAAUCCAGGCCAUGCCACUUUCCAGUCCCGUGACUAGGAACAACUUGCUUAACCUCCCUGGGUCUUCGUUUUCUCCUAUAAAAUAGUGUCAGUAAUACCCUCUUGACCAUGUGGUCAUGAAGAUCGGUUAUUUAAUACAUGUAAAGGACUUUCGAAGUGCCUGGCAGUCUACAACAGAUAUUAAUUCCUGUGUGUCUCUUUCUCCUGUGUAUCCCUGUCUGAUAGAAUUUAGAAGUCUUCUGAGUCGACACUUAUUUACCUUCUUUGCCAGAUAACUCCUCCUGGACUACUCAGCUUGGCUGACAUCUCUUUGGGAAAUCUUCCUGCAUUCCACGCUUGCAUUCGGUACCCACUCCCGUGUUCUGCUAAUAAUUUCAUAGCAUGUGUUAAAUGUUGUAAUUUCUUGUUUACAUGUCACCUUCCUCCAGUUAACAUUGAGUUUCAUCUUCUCUGUAUGUUUUAUCUGUCAUCAAAUGCCCGAAAGCUGGUGGAAUACCUGGCUGGUGGAGGUGCCAGUAGGUGAUCAGUUCUAAGGCCUCUGGUACAUGGAGUGUGGCCUAGAAAGGGAUUGGGGGGAUAUACAGCAAGUGGGGAUGUCCCCUUGGUCCUGCUGAAUCCUCACCCCAUGGGUUAGGAUACAACCAGAGGGGUCCAGAGCAGAAUCCUCUCAAGUUUUGGGCCAGGCCAUGGACCUCUCUUGAAGGGUUCUAAAUAACAGUACCAAAGGAAGCAAAUACAUGUAUCCUCCAAAGUCAUUUUUUUGUACUGGUGUUAGGAUGUGAGGGGAAAUGAGCACCAGAGGAAAUAUGGUCUUAAUCACAUUUAUGUAUCAUUGAAAAGAUUAAGAGCUGACUUCCAUAUGUCAGAAUUUUGAAACUUUGGCUCCAGAGAGUCUACUCUCCAGAGGCAAUGCUAAGCUAAUACCUUCUGCCACAAGAAUUGAUUUGACUUUAGUUCUUACCUCUAAGUAUAUUUUAAAGAUUGGUUAUUUACUCAAUGGUUUAGCAAUUGCUUUCUCUGGUCUGUGCUGCCUUGAGAGGUGAGGCACUUAGAAUGGGGCUGCCUAGCAGUGAGAGUUAAGGAAGGUAUUUUUUCAGAGGAUGGCCAAAGUUUUUCCUGCAUUAAGAUACUUCCAGGAAGCCUGCAAUUAGCCAAAUCACAGAUUUCCAGUUAUUUCAGUUCUGUUAAAAACAAGGCUGAUCACAUCUGUCUUAAGUUGGACUGUGUGCCUCAGCAAUAGAAGCUCUUGCAAACCUUCAAUUACAACAGCCUCAGAAGGCACUGCUCCAGUAUACUAACAAGUAGUCAUCAGCAGCAAGAGACAGAUUGACUCAUAAUUAGCAAAUGCACUGGAGAGGGCUUCUCUAAAGGUAAAAUAUAAUCAUUUG